Messenger RNA from Fragaria vesca subsp. vesca, 689 nucleotides. RefSeq names its product thylakoid lumenal 15.0 kDa protein 2, chloroplastic-like. Bases 36 to 689 code for a protein of 217 amino acids. The transcript is spliced from 6 exons. The record is from RefSeq and is a predicted model, not a curated record. NCBI's taxonomy places the organism in Eukaryota, Viridiplantae, Streptophyta, Magnoliopsida, Rosales, Rosaceae.
AGAACCAUUUUUGCAGCUGCCAAAGCCAGGAAACAAUGGCAUUUCUCCUUCCUCCGUGUUCAUCUUCCACUUCCCAAACAACCUCAACCAUUACAUCCUCGUCAAAUCUCUCUUCAACUCUAACUCCAUCCAAAUCCAGCAACGACUGGAUUUCGAAAUUUCGCUCCAAAUCUUUGAGUUUCGCGCUCUCCGGAGCUCUCACACUCGGAUUAUCUCUCUCAGGCGUUGGAGCUGCUCAUGCAUUAGUCGGGGUAAACAAGCCAGAAUUGCUUCCAAAAGAGUUCAGUCCUGUCAUUGAUGUAGCUGGCUUCCUCUCUGAUGGCCAGGAGAAAAGGCUAGCUCAAGAGAUUGCUAAUAUAGAGAAGGAUACUGGAUUCAAGUUGAGGGUUCUUGCUCAGAACUACCCUGACACACCAGGUUUGGCGAUCAAAGAUUUCUGGCAAGUGGAUGAUAGAACUAUUGUCUUUGUUGCUGAUCCCACUUUUGGCAAUAUACUAAACUUCAAUGUGGGAGCUUUGAUUGAUCUAGAUGUUCCACGUAGCUUUUGGAGUCGUCUGGCUGGGAAGUAUGGGAAUAUGUUUUAUUGGAAAGAGAAGGGGGAAGAUGUAUCAAUUGAAGCAGCUGUAACAGCAAUAUCUAGCUGUUUGAGAGAACCUGUAGGCUCUGAUAAUUGCUCCGAGGUAAGAUAA